Messenger RNA from Trifolium pratense (red clover), 3110 nucleotides. Its product is annotated as pre-mRNA-splicing factor CWC22 homolog. The coding region runs from base 207 to 2753 and encodes 848 amino acids. The transcript has 7 exons. NCBI's taxonomy places the organism in Eukaryota, Viridiplantae, Streptophyta, Magnoliopsida, Fabales, Fabaceae. Gene Ontology annotation, cellular component: catalytic step 2 spliceosome. Gene Ontology annotation, biological process: mRNA splicing, via spliceosome. Gene Ontology annotation, molecular function: RNA binding; protein binding. The record is from RefSeq and is a predicted model, not a curated record.
UAAAAAAAUAAAUAAAUCCCUUUUCCGCUCUAUACACCACCGUUCGCAAACACACCCAAACCACUGAUUUUCUCUUCAAAAAUCGCCGCCGCACAACAGUCGUGCUCUGCCGCACACCCACCGUCCGAACAGCCGAACUUCGUGUCAGGCUUGUUUUAAUUCUUUCCUUUGUAUCUGUUUUUCGCGUUUGGAAGCAAACCCUAGAAAUGAAUGGUAGAAGUGAAGAACGACGGAGUGAUUCAGAGGAAGAAGAAGGACAAUUCAUCAGAAAUCGGGAAGAAAGAGAAGACAGUAGAAAGCGUCGCGGUCGCGAUGAGGAUAGUAAGCGAGACCGCCGUGGAGCUGAGGAGGAAGAUCGGCGCAGAAUUAAAGAUCGUGGUGAAGAUUCAGAGGAUGAAGUUGAUCGAAAAAGGAAUAGGGAUAAGGAUAGAAGUGAAAGAGAUGGUGACAUUGUGAAAGAGAGGGAUAGGGAUAACCGUCGUCGGCAUAAGGGUUCUUCAGAUGAAGAAAUUAGGGAUAGGGAAAGAAGGCAUAGAGUUGAUAGGGAUGGUGGUAAUGAGAAGGAGAAGGAUCACCGUCGUCGGUAUAAGGAUGAUUCAGAGGAAGAUGAUAGGAAGAGAAAUAGGGAUAGGAGGUAUAGAGAUAGGGAUGAUGAUAAUGAGAAGGAAAGGGAUCGCCGUGGUCGGUAUAAGGAUGAUUUGGAAGAGGAAUUUGAUAGGAAGAGAGAUCGGAAUGGGGAUAGGAGGCAUAGGGUUGAUGAUAGGGAUGGUGAUAAUGAAAAGGAGAGGGAUCGACGUGGUGACAAUGAUAGAAGAGGGAAUGGGGAGAGGAGGCACAGGGAUGGUGAUAAUGAGAAGGAAAGGGAUCGACGUGGUGAUGAUGAUGAUAGAAGAGGGAAUGGGGAGAGAAGGCAACGAGUUGAGAAGAAUGGAGACAAUGAGAGGGAAGAGAUUAGGAAGAAAGAGGAAGGACGUGGGGGAGCGAUUCCAGCGAUACCUGCUAGUGGUAUCAAUGGUGAUGCUUCUACUUUGGGGAAAAGUGGUGGUGUUUACAUUCCACCAUUUAAGUUAGCGAGGAUGAUGAGAGAAGUUGAUGAUAAAAGUAGUCCUGAGUAUCAACGGCUGACUUGGGAUGCUCUGAGGAAGAGUAUUAAUGGUUUGGUAAACAAGGUCAAUGCGAUUAACAUUACAAAUAUAAUUCCGGAAUUGUUUUCCGAGAAUUUGGUUCGUGGAAGAGGACUGUUUUGCAGAUCCUGUAUGAAAUCGCAGAUGGCUUCUCCUGGGUUUACUGAUGUGUUUGCUGCAAUGGUUGCUGUAGUCAACACAAAAUUUCCUCAAGUUGGUGAUCUUUUGCUUAAAAGGAUUGUUUUGCAGCUGAAAAGAGCUUAUAAGCGUAAUGACAAGCCUCAAUUACUUGCUGCUGUUAAGUUUGUAGCACAUCUUGUGAAUCAGCAAGUGGCUCAUGAGAUCAUUGCUCUAGAGUUACUCACGGUUUUGCUUGAGAAGCCUACCGAUGACAGUGUUGAAGUAGCUGUUGGUUUUGUAACUGAAUGUGGUUCAACACUGCAGGAUCUCACACCUAAAGGACUUCAUGGUAUCUUUGAGCGUUUCCGUGGAAUUCUUCAUGAAGGAGAAAUUGACAAACGUGUUCAAUUUCUGAUUGAAGGAUUAUUUGCAAUAAGAAAGGCAAAGUUUCAGGGUUAUCCAGCUGUUCGGCCUGAAUUAGACCUUGUGGAGCAGGAAGAUCAGUUGACCCAUGAAAUCUCCUUGGAUGAGGAAAUAGAUCCUGAGACUUCCCUUGAUAUAUUCAAACCUGACCCCAAUUAUAUGGAGAAUGAAAAGCGUUAUGAAGAGUUGAAGAAAACCUUGCUGGGCGAGGAAGAGAAGGAAUCAGAGGGAGAAGAAGGUUCUGAUGAUGAAUCAGAUGAAGAUGGUGAAUCUGAUGAAGAGAACGAGGAAAGUAUGCAAAUAAAAGAUGAAACAGAGACAAAUCUAGUCAAUCUUCGGAGGACCAUCUAUCUAACAAUCAUGUCUAGUGUCGAUUUUGAGGAAGCUGGUCACAAGCUUCUCAAAAUUCAUCUCGAGCCAGGUCAAGAGAUGGAACUGUGUAUUAUGCUUUUGGAAUGUUGCAGUCAAGAAAGAACUUACCUCCGAUAUUAUGGUCUUCUGGGCCAGCGAUUCUGUAUGAUUAACAAAGUGCAUCAAGAAAAUUUUGAGAAAUGCUUUGUGCAGCAAUAUUCCAUGAUCCACCGACUUGAAACAAACAAACUGCGAAAUGUGGCAAAGUUUUUUGCUCAUUUGCUUGGGACAUUUGCUCUGCCUUGGAACGUCUUAUCAUACAUUCGCUUGACUGAAGAGGACACAACUUCUUCUUCACGUAUAUUUAUUAAGAUUCUCUUCCAGGAAUUGUCGGAGCAUCUUGGAAUCCGGUUGCUAAAUGAGCGGUUAAACGAUCCAACAAUGCAGGAGUUUUUUGAAUCCAUAUUUCCCAAAGAUAAUCCUAAAAACACACGAUUCUGCAUUAACUUCUUUACCUCCAUUGGUCUCGGUGGUCUUACUGAGAAUCUACGUGAGCAUUUGAAAAAUAUGCCACGUAUGAUCAUGCAACAGCAGAAGCAAGUUUCAGAUUCUGACUCGGAUAAUGAAUCUGGAAACUCCAGUUCAUCAGAUUCAGGAACCAGUUCUGAAUCAGAGUCAGACUCGGCAAGUUCUGAUGAAAGUGAUAGAAAAAGAAGAAAACGUAGAAGAAAGUAAAGCUUUGUAUGCUAUUUUCAAAACCUGUUGCAUCAACAAACCCGUGUUUGGAAAAAUCCACGGUUUCAAAAUUUGUAUGUUUUCUUAAAGGGUGAAAUGAGCUCUGCUUUGAUCAAAGGGAUGUUAAAUUUGUGUAUUGGAUAGUUGUUUUGCUUGGAGAUUGCCCUGUCUAUUUGGAUUUGUUUAAGGUUUUUCUAAGAUCUGAAAUUUUAGUUUAAAUUCUAGCUCUGGCUUUGAAUUUUUGUAUCAAAACCCUCAAAGUAGAACCUUUACGCUGUGGAUCCUGUAGCCAAAAUGCUAAUUAAGAUGCUCCAUAAUGGGUUUUUAACCCGUAUUUGUUUAAAUGUUUGAAUUGAA